AUACUCUUGCCGUUAGUCUAGUACCUCCAGCCACCCUGUAGCGAGAACGGAAGAAGGGUGCGCCCUACUUCGCGUUGGCGUUUUCCCUCCCGAGCAGCUCUAGCGUGUGCAGCGGGGCGCGGAUAGUAGCGGGGUACAUACGUACGGACGGACGGAGGAGAGAACGACGCGAGAUGAAGAUACGAGGAGAGGAAAGCCGCGCGAGAGGGUGUCUCUCCGGUGCUUUCGCUGCCGGGCGUUUCGCAGUCUCGCAUUUUAACAACGACGACGACGUUGAGCGUCGCUGGCGUCGCCGUAACCAUAGUUUUUUCCCCUGAGCGAGGAAAUGCGCGCGCGCGUGUGCGAUAGAUAGAAGAAGCGACAGAGGGUCGACAGGGCAAGGAAGGGCGAGAGAGAAGGUACCAAGGUGGCAGGGGAGAGAAACGGCACCCCUAUCGGGGAGUUUCUCGCGAACCCUCGUACGUUGGCCCCUCGCGCAACGGGAGCAACGUUACGCUCGAGCGAUAGUACGACGGGGUAUCUCGUGAAAAUUCGGGUGUCAGCGGUGUCUCUGUAGCAGCAGCGGCUACGGUCGGUGAUGUGAGUGGUGGCCGGUGGUAGCAGCGGCGGUGGUGGUGGUGGUGGUGGUGCUGCUGCCGCUGGUAGUAGUGGUGCGGUUACAGUCGAUACGAGACGUGGCGAAGGCGUCAAGGAGCUUCUCGUCGGGGUCGACGCGCGAGUGCAUGUUGAUGAACAUAGAUUUACGUAAGAACAACGGCGACGACUCGCCUUGUCUGUCUAGUAGUGACGUCGUAUGUACUAGUCGCGUAUGCGCACGUGUGAUACCGCUAAUGGAUACUUGAUAGAGUGGUUGAUCGAAAACCUGAAAAGGCAUCCUCGGGACGCCGUUUGGGCUCGCCGAACGAGUGUGCUGCUCGUGAAGCGAGAGCGAAAGAGUCAAGUGAAUAUAUAUAGUCUGUAGAGGGAUGCUAGAGAAGGAGUCACGAAUGGACGAGACGGAUUCGUUCAAUUUUGCUCCCUCUCGUGAUUCGACACGCUAUGUAACGAGGAUUCCGGAGAAUGGUGUGGAUUCGUAUAAACUUUGAAGCGAGAUGUAAGGAACUUUAGCCAGCGAAAGGAGAAUUGAAUGUAAAAAAUAGAAAAAGAGAGGAAAAGAGACAGGGAAAGAUACAAGUGCGAUAAAGCGCGAGGAGACGAAGAAGAGAAGGAUGGGCGCAAGAUCAGUCCCGAGAGGCUUUCUCGCGAGGACGAAGACGCUUCUCGGUUGAAGUGACGAGUCCUGAGUAUCGUUGGAGAAACAGGUAUCGUGACAGAGAGAGCGAGAGGAGUCCAGCCGCGGAACGCCGAAAGUUUGCUAGGACGACGACGACAAUAACGAUCCAUCAUGGGGGUCUCGGUGUUUCUGCUGUACGCGGUAACGGUGCUCGGUGUAACAGCUAGCGGCGACAAGUGCGCCAACCAAUGUUCGUGCAAGUGGAAGAGCGGGAAGCGCACGGUGGAGUGCGUGGAUCGCUCCCUGACCAGCAUACCGGACGGAAUCGAUCCGGAGACCCAGGUGCUGGACAUGAGCAACAACGACAUCCGUCUCCUGCGGAGCAAUCUCUUUAUACAUGUACAGCUGACAAAUCUGCAGCGUCUCUACUUGCGUGAGUGCCAUAUCGACCAGAUCGACGACGAGGCACUGGCCGGCCUCACGAAUCUCGUCGAGCUCGAUCUCAGCCGCAAUCGCCUGACCGCAGUACCCAGUUCGAGUUUCACCGACACGCCGUUUCUGCGCGACCUGGUACUCGCGUACAAUCCGCUCGAGAAAAUUCACUUACACGCGUUCAAGAGUACGCCGAAUUUAGUUAAGCUCGAUCUGUCGUACACGCAGCUCGUCGAAAUCGAGUCGAAGGGACUCAUCGGACUCGAGUUGCUUGAGAGUCUCAAGCUCAACAAUAAUCAAUUGUCUACCUUGCACCCGGGCACAUUUGACCCGCUCAAGAAACUCACCAGCAUCGAGUUGCACGAUAAUCCAUGGACCUGCGAUUGUCACCUGCGUGAGAUGAAAAUAUGGCUCGUCAAGCAUAACGUGCCGACCCUUGUGGCACCUGUAUGUCACGGUCCUCAUCAGUUGCUCGAGCGUGCCUUCACCGAUCUCGAUAUAGACGACUUCGCCUGCCGGCCGGUUUUGCUGAUAGCCAGCCGUUACGCCGAGGCGACCAUCGGCGAGAAUGCCAGUAUCGUGUGCCGCGUGAGCGCGAUACCGCCCGCGAAGGUCAAGUGGUACUGGAACAAUCGAUUGCUGACCAAUCAGUCGGCGUUCAGCAGCUACCAAAAGAUUCUCAUCUUCGAGGAGGGCCAGUUCAGAAAGAGGAGCACUCUUGUCCUCACCAAUGCUCAGGAAGCGGACUCGAGCGAGUUUUACUGCGUCGCCGAAAACCGCGCCGGUAGCGUCGAGGCCAACUUCACCCUGCACGUGUCCCUAAGAACCGCGGGUAUGUCGACCCUGGGCUCGGGCCAGAUUGCGGGUAUAUCGGCCGCGUUAGUCGUGCUCAUAUUAAUCAUCCUACUGAUCAUUCUUGUCCUAUUCGUGCGCCUACGACGAAUGCCGCUGAAGGACGUGAAAUCGUCGGCGCCGAUGGAGACGACGUCCGGCGACGGUACCGGCAACGGCAGCGCAGGCGACAAUAAUCCAUCGUCCGCUACCUUGACCACCCGCAGGAAACACGAAGAGAUCGAGACAACGUCGUUUGCCCUGGAGUCGAAGCCGCCCGCAUCGUUGCACCUGAGUUACGUGCAGAGACCGCAAGCGGCUGUGGUGCAGGAGACCGAGUACAGCACCAUCAGCCGUUUCGACGAUCAGAAUCAGUCCGCCGUGGCGGCGAUACCGGGCGCCGGGUGUUUCUCGUCCACAACGUCCCUGAUGCCGAUCGAUAACCCGGAUCUUAUCAGGGACACCCGGCGUGGCUCCGCCGAGGAUAUCGCGUCUUACGGCGUCGCCGAUUACAGCCGUGUCGGGACGAUGGAUGACGCUGGCAAGAUGCUCUAUUCCAGCUGCCUGUGGGAGGCCAGGGACACCACCUGCGGCAGGACGUCCGCCGUCCCGGUGAGCUCGUAUCCGUCGAAGGACCAGCUCGCGGUGGUCGCGGCACCGAUCGUCGAGCAGUUUCCACCCGGUGCGAAGCAAAUGCGUGUCUGGCAGAAAGGGGUCCCGGUCCUACCGCCGGUUUCGGCGUUAAAACGCGUCCUUGGAUCCACGCGCAGCUCGCCCGACGAGGGCUACCAGGAAGGAACCGGCACCGACGUCUAGGUACCGCUACUUCAUUACUGCGACGCCCGGCACCGUUACCUGGAACUGCGUAGGAGGCACCAGGAGGACGACACCGACUGCUAAAAGAAAAAAAAAAAAAUGAAAAGAAUCGUCCUCGCGAGUGCCGGACGGGCGGUAGUGAAAACAGGAGCAAGAAUGUGUGUCGGACAAAUCUCGCUUCGAGUGUGAUCGCGACCAGUGUGACGAUGACCGAUGAACGCGCGCCAUUAUUGUGCGCGGAGGGACACACUCGAGACAAUUCUCCGCUGUUGCGGGCGGAAAUUUACGUCAGAGUUCACAAUCGUACAUAGUAAUCGAAGGUACGGUAUUUUAUCCAACCCGGUAUCAUUUAAUCAGUGAUGUGAAUUCGAGUCGGCACCACGAUAGUACCCUGCAAUCAGGAAGGUAUGAUACAAAUCGCACGGUACCGAUGAACAAGGCGCGAGUAACACACUUUAGCUUAUCGCUAAAGAUUGAUAUAAAGUUAAUAAAGAAAUAUGAGUCGAAUCGUUAAGCAUGUAAAAGACAAUAGGGAUACACAGCGAGUGUUCGCAAGAUCGACGUGGUUAACUCGUUACUCGAUCUAACAAGAGGCGCAUCACCGAGGAUCAUGUCUAUGUACAUCAUGUCGGUAUACGCUUCGUUCGAUUUCGAAUUAAACUGUACUUAAGGUCAUCGCGUGCGAUUAACACGAGCUUCGUCGACGACACGACAAAAACAACAACCGGCUCCUCUCUCUCGAAGAGACCAGCCGUUCGUGUUCACACUUGCGAGCAAGCAUCGUUUAUAGUGAUGCGACUCUUCAAAGCGGCCAGCCCAUUGUGUGCAUGAUAAUGACAUAAUCUUGUGUGCGUCACACCAAGUACGUAUAGUGCAAUCAGCUGAUAGACGUUUGGAUAUGUACGUGUAUCUGUCGUGAGGAUUGCUUCUAGUGCUCGAUAAUAUUAGUUUGUGUGUACAGGGUGUCCCGAGAAAAACGGCCAAUGUUUGGAGCGAUAGUGCCUGUCGUUGCAAAUAAAAAGAUAUUUCUUGUAAAUAUAUUUCUUGUCAAUAAUUAAACAAUAAUUAAUUCUGAAUAAUUAAUUAAACUUUCUAUGAAAGUUUACAUUUAAGAAUAUAUAAAUAUGCCGGACGAUAAAGUUUCACAUGACUAUAAGAAAUGAUACACAUCUUUUCAAGUUUUCAAUCGAAGAUUCCACUCGCGAAAUCGAUGCGAAUAAUCGUUCCAAAUUAGAUAUACAUUUAUUAAAUUUUUUUUUAUUUGCAAGGAGAUUGGCGCUAUCAACUUUCAAAGUAUCGAUCUUUUUUUUCUCUGAAACGCUCUGUAUAACAAUGAGAGAUUGCAUCGAUUAAUCGACCGGAAGUUGUCGUUACCGAUAGCGAUGUCGCGUGUUACACGCACACAGGCAGAGUGCAUACAGGAAGUGUACACACACGGCGUGUACCAAGUCAGAGACGAGGAAGUGAUACGCUACGCCGGUCACGUCAUUGUCUCGGCGGUCGUGCAACACAAUAUCGACGGGUAAUACAUUUGUAUCAUAGCUAAGCCGUAAAGUCGAAGACCGCGGCAGAUUUCCGUAAGAUCUCCCGGGAUAAAACGCGUUAGAUGACUCCCCUUGAGAUGAUAAGUGGCGAUCGCGAAGACUGCGACGACGAGAAUGACGCAUAGAGUUACACAGCAAGUGAAAAGGUGACACUUAUAAGCUACGAAGUAUCUCGCGAAUUUUUUCUAGUCAAUUCGAUAAAAAAAGAAGAAGAGAAAAAGCGACAAAUUAUUUAUUCCGCGGGACGAAAAACUCGCACGUUGGCAAAAUGCUUUCUCGAUUGGAAGGUAGCCUCAUUGAAUCAUCCCUCGAAGCCUCGGUCGACAAACUCACGAUUACGGGCCGGUGAGCCUAUAUUGUUGCUUCGAGUGCCCGGUCCGAGUGGCUCUCGUAUCCGAGACGAAGCCUCGCGAGAACGAUCGAGGGACAGAUAAACGGCAGAUGCUAUUCUGGAUUUACUCACAAUGACACGUUCCCCGAUUUGAUCACGAUCGUGGCUUGUUGGCGGAUAAUCUCAAUUUUUUUCGAGUAUCUGAUAUUAAAUUUGCAAUCCUUUUGACUGAUACGAAUCUAUUUUCCUGUGUUAUUCUGUAUAAAUGAA
Camponotus floridanus (Florida carpenter ant) is the source of this 5437-nucleotide messenger RNA. Its product is annotated as leucine-rich repeat-containing protein 4. Lineage: Eukaryota; Metazoa; Arthropoda; Insecta; Hymenoptera; Formicidae. Gene Ontology annotation, molecular function: protein binding. The record is from RefSeq and is a predicted model, not a curated record. The transcript has a single exon. The coding region runs from base 1385 to 3292 and encodes 635 amino acids.